Notolabrus celidotus (New Zealand spotty) is the source of this 3782-nucleotide messenger RNA. It is a transcript of the gene ercc5, whose product is annotated as excision repair cross-complementation group 5. Gene Ontology annotation, biological process: nucleotide-excision repair. The coding region runs from base 171 to 3581 and encodes 1136 amino acids. Gene Ontology annotation, cellular component: nucleus. NCBI's taxonomy places the organism in Eukaryota, Metazoa, Chordata, Actinopteri, Labriformes, Labridae. The record is from RefSeq and is a predicted model, not a curated record. Gene Ontology annotation, molecular function: single-stranded DNA binding; DNA endonuclease activity. The transcript is spliced from 15 exons.
UACACGGACUUAAAGGGUGUAACACCAAAUAUUGAAAUUUGCCUCGACUUGUUUUACUCCACUUUCUUCUGAUCGCUUGUUUAAAUGCUCCUAAAAUUAAAGAAAGUUUAACCUGAUGCUGUUUCAGUUUUGCAUAAUAAACUUAAUAAGGAUUUGGGGCCGUAGUUGAGAUGGGAGUCCACGGACUGUGGAGGCUGCUGGAGAGCACAGGGAAACCCAUCAACCCUGAGACUCUGGAGGGAAAGGUCCUCGCUGUUGAUAUCAGUAUAUGGCUGAACCAGGCUGUGAAGGGAGUGAGGGACCGUGAUGGAAACAGCGUCCAGAAUGCUCACCUCCUCACCCUCUUUCAUCGCGUCUGCAAGCUGCUCUUCUUCCGCAUCAGACCUGUCUUCGUGUUUGAUGGAGAUGCACCUCUUCUGAAGAAACAGACUCUGGCACUGAGGAGGCAGAGGAAAGAGGAGUUGACCCGGGAGUCCAAACAGACAAAUGAGAAACUCCUCAAGACUUUCCUGAAGAGACAAGCAAUCAAAGCUGCUCUUGGAGACCGCAGUAAGGACCCUCUCCCGAGCCUUUCCAAUGUCAGAAGAGAUGAGGUGGAUGACAUGUACGUACUGCCAGCGCUGCCAGCUGCAGAGGAGAAGGAGAAAAGCAGUUCAGAAGAAGAGGAAGAGGAGGUAGAGGAAGGGACAGAGGGGGAGAAGACAGCUGACAGUUUUCACAUGUAUCAGGGAGAGAUGUAUGACGACCCAAACUCAGUGGACAUCAACUCAGAGGAGUUUGCUAGCAUGCCUCCUGAAAUGCAACAUGAGAUCCUCAAAGACAUGAAAGAGUUUUCCAAAAGGCGGCGGACCAUGUACCACAAACCUCCAGAGAGCUCUGGAGACUUCUCUCAGUACCAGCUGGCCGGCCUGCUGCAGAGGAACCAUCUGAACCAGCGCCUGCAAGGUGUGGAGAAAGAGAUGAGCCAGCGGAGCUCAGGGAGCGCUUCACAGCUUUACAACGAGGACGGGGAGAAGAGUCACAACGUAGAGUCACAGCGGCUGGUGUCUGAGGACUAUUCUCACUACAUCCUUAUAAAAGGCUCCAAAAAGACUGAGCCGACCCCUGAGAGCCGUCCUGCAGCUGAUCCCUGGUCUGGAGGCUCUCUGUCGGGCUGCAGUCGACGAGCAGCGGACAGAGCGGAGCCUCUGUGGCGUCCUGCUGGUGAGGAAGAGGAGAAAGUGUGUCGUCCCUCCUCAGAAGUCUCCAAACCCUCUGUCUCCAAACCUUCUGAGGAAAACACAUCUCCUCCCUCACCUCGUACUCUGAAAGCGAUCCAGGCUGCAAUGACCGACAGCUCGGAUGAAGAGAAGUUGGAGCAGGAUAAGAGGAGUGGAAACGUGUCUCCUCGCACCCUGAUGGCGAUCCAACAAGCUCUCACUGAAGAGGAAGCUGCUGCUGAGCACAGGAGUCUGAACAGCAAAUCAAACAUAGAAGUGAUCGCAGAUAUUCACCGUCCUGUCUCCCAGGUGAUCAUCAGCUCAGACGAGGAGAUAGAACGAGACAAAGGGAACUCUCUGUCUCUUAAAAUCUCUGACCUUAAAAACAGCAUGACAGGACAGAGUUCACACGUGAGAGAUGGUCUGUUGGUUAGCAGCUCUGAGGACGAGAUGGAAGAAGUCAUCAAUCAGAGAAACAAAGCACUGCACCAACCUCAGGAGAAGACAGGAGAGGGAGCGAAGGAAGGACAGUUAACAGAGGAUACAGGGACAGAAAGUAGAGAACAGACGGAGAGAAGAGAACCAGAGCGAGGACUUAUCAGACUCAAUGGAGAUCUGGUUCGAUCACUGACAGCUGCUGCAUCAAAUCAGGACAAAUUACCCAUCAGCCCCUCUGCACAGAUUCAUGGGCAGCCUCUCAGUGCUGAGACUGAAGUUCCUCCUGAAGACGUGAAGUCUGAGGCCGGGGAAGAGAGCGAGUCAGAAGAAAGCUUUAUCGAGGUGUCGGACGAAGAAAUCAAAGAGGAGGAUGAAGAUGAUUCAGUUGUUAUGAUUAGAGAAAAAGCAUCUCCAGGAGAGGAACAAGAAGAUAAGUCAAAGGUGGAAGAAAAGCUAGAGGAAGGUUUGAUGAAAGCUCAAAGUGAAGCAAACGCUUAUGUGACAUCAGAGGAGGAAGAAGAGGAGGAGACUCCGGCUGAAGAGGAAGAGCUAAAGGAGGGAGCAGAGAAAGAGUCAACUCCAGUAGUCAAUGAAUGGGAACAUAUUGAUGUGGGUGAGCUGGAGGCAAUGGAGAGCUCUCUUGAAAUGGAGCAGAGCAACCUGAGGGAGCUGAAGCAGCAGCAGGAGAGGAUGGCCAACACUGUCACUGGACAGAUGUACCUGGAGAGCCAGGAGCUUCUGCGUCUGUUUGGCGUGCCGUUCCUUGUGGCGCCGAUGGAGGCGGAGGCUCAGUGUGCAGCACUCGACCGUGCCGACCAAACAAAUGGCACCAUAACUGACGACUCUGACGUUUGGCUGUUUGGAGGACGACACGUAUACAAGAACUUCUUCAGCCAGAACAAAUACGUGGAACACUUUCAGUUCAGCGACAUGCAGAACCAACUGGGUCUGGACAGAACCAAACUGAUAAACCUGGCUUAUCUGCUGGGAAGUGACUACACAGAGGGAGUGCCGGGGGUCGGAUAUGUGACCGGCAUGGAGAUCCUGAAUGAGUUCCCCGGGCCGGGCUUGGAGCCACUCCUACAGUUCAGUAAAUGGUGGUCAGAGGCUCAGGGGAAAAAGCGUCAGGCGUCUGAUCCCCGGGACACAAAGGUGAAGAAGAAGUUAAGAGAUCUGAAGCUGCAGCCGGGGUUUCCCAGCCCCGUGGUGGCUCAAGCUUACCUGGAGCCGGCUGUGGAUCAGUCAGACAGCUCCUUCAGCUGGGGACGCCCACAGCUGGACAUGAUCAAAGAGUUCUGUAUGAGUCGCUUUGGUUGGGGCAGCAGGAAGACGGAGGAGACUCUUCAGCCUGUGAUCAAGCAGCUCAACACCCAGCAGACUCAGCUGCGGAUCGACUCGUUCUUCCGCAUGGAGCAACAGGAGAAGCAGGCGAUCCGCAGCCAGCGUCUCCGCCGAGCGGUCACUUGCAUGAAGAGGAAGGAGAGAGCAGCAGGAGAGGAGGAGGAGGAUGAGGAAGACAGCGAGGAGGAAACAGUAUCUCCAUCCAAAUCCAAGAAAGAAAAGACGGCGAGUGAGAGUCUGAAGAAAAGCAGAGGAUCAGAGAGCCGAGAGGAGAGGAGGCCUGCAGCAGGAGGAGGGUUUCUGGGGUCAGAGGUAAUCGUUGAACCUCCUGUGACGCCUCUGAAGAAGUCAAGCAGCAGCAGCAGCAGCAGCCAGGAGUCCCCCACUUUUAAAGUCCCUCAGGUAACUAAGACUCUACCUCAGAAGGCCAGGAGGAGGAAUAGCAGCAGCUCCAGCGAGGACAGUGAUGAAGGAGGAGAGGAAGUUGCGAUGGUUACAGCUCGGUCUGUGUUCGAAGGCAGCCGGCGAGCCAGAGGAGGGAAAAAUACACGAGGGAGAGGAAGAGGGAGAGGAAAGGGGAAGAAGAUGGAAGGGAAAAAAUGAACUUUGACCACAACUAUCAUAAGGCUUACCAAACAGGUCUCAGUUUCAUGGUCUGUGUUUCACAUUUAAAUGUGAAAGGUGCUAAUGAAUCAUGAUGUGAUAUACAGAGGUGAAAUGAGAUGUUUCUGUAUCAUGAAAUAACAUGUUUUGUAUUAAUGUGACACAUUUUGCAUUAAAUUUUCACUUCUUGAAGUUGAAAUA